Molecule: messenger RNA, 2009 nt
Organism: Capsicum annuum
Lineage: Eukaryota; Viridiplantae; Streptophyta; Magnoliopsida; Solanales; Solanaceae
Exons: 3
Coding region: 433-1797 (454 amino acids)
Biological process (GO): carbohydrate metabolic process
Molecular function (GO): hydrolase activity, hydrolyzing O-glycosyl compounds
Source: RefSeq, a predicted model, not a curated record
UCAUUGCACCACUUCCCCUUCUCGGCAAAGUCAAACGACCAUUAAACACAACGAAUAUUGUUCUAUUUAGGAAACUUUUUUUUUCUGGUCACUGUAAAAUUUUGCUGUACAGAUGGGGACCGACAGAGGAACUUUGGUCUGAUGUUUCAUCAAUCAUUAUCAUUAUUAAUUAAAGUCUUCAUGAACAUUAGUUCAAGAUCCAACACCUAACUUUUACUCUAUUCUCCUUUUCUCUAAUUCCCUGUACCCAAAAGUGGGUUCUUUUGAACUCCUAUAUCUGAUUUAGUGAUAUUGAUAUACAGAAAUGAAAUGCCCAAAAUGGGUUCUUGAGUACUUGUAUAGUAGUAACUGGUUUUGUGAAAAUUCAUAUACACAGAAUUAUUAUGAUUAGUUUUAACAAUUGUUUUUUGAGUUGACACACCAUUUUACCAUAUGUCGAGAGAUUUUCUUCAAUCCACUUCAAGGUUAUGUUCUGGAGGCAGAUUGUUUCCACUUGUUGUAGGGAGCCUUCUUUUACUUCAUCUUUUCUCCUUUGCUCAUCAACGAAAUGGGCAAAGCGGGGAGACUCGCUUAAGUGCAAUCCAGAGCACACAGUUUCACAUACUUGAAAAGGUCGAGGAGGAGAAUAUACAGCUUCCUCAACCCAGGAAGCGAUCCGCACGUGCUGCCAAACGGAAGCCUAAACGGCCAGCCACCUUCAUCGAUGAAUUCCUUGACGAGUCUUCCCAGCUAAGGAAUGUGUUUUUCCCUGAUCAGAGGACUGCUGUGGAUCCUAGGAAGGAUUAUGGGAAUGAUACCUACUAUUACCACCCAGGAAAAAUAUGGUUGGAUACAGAGGGAAAUCCUAUACAAGCUCAUGGGGGAGGCAUUCUUUACAAUGCGAGGACAAAAAUGUAUUAUUGGUAUGGAGAGUAUAAAGAUGGACCCACUUACCAUGCUCACAAAAAAGGAGCAGCAAGAGUUGAUGUCAUUGGUGUAAGUUGCUAUUCAUCUAAAGAUUUGUGGACUUGGAAAAAUGAAGGCAUCGUUUUAGCAGCUGAAGAAAAAAACGAGAUACAUGAUUUAUACAAAUCGAAUGUGUUAGAGAGGCCAAAAGUAAUUUACAAUGACAAGACAAGUAAGUACGUAAUGUGGAUGCAUAUCGACGAUUCAAACUAUACCAAAGCUUCUGUGGGUGUUGCCAUUAGUGAGUUGCCCACUGGCCCCUUCCGUUAUUUGUAUAGCAAACAGCCUCAUGGAUAUGAUAGCAGGGACAUGACACUCUUUAAAGAUGAGGAUGGUGUAGCAUAUCUGAUUUACUCGUCGGAACACAACAAAGACCUUCAUAUUAGUUCACUUAACGAAGAAUAUACAGAUGUGACACAAAGCAUGAGAAAGAUUCUCAUCGGACAACACAGAGAAGCACCUACUCUAUUUAAGCACCAGGGAACAUAUUACAUGAUCACGUCUGGUUGCACUAGUUGGUCUCCAAAUGAGGCCCUUGCUCAUGCAUCUGAAUCAAUUAUGGGGCCAUGGGAGACCAUUGGAAACCCAUGCAUGGGUGGGAACAAGAUUUUCCGCUUAACUACUUUUUUUGCUCAAGGUACAUUUGUGGUUCCUUUGUCUGGGCUACCUGGUCUGUUUAUUUUUAUGGCAGAUAGGUGGAAUCCGGCUGACUUGAAGGAUUCGAGGUAUGUGUGGCUACCAUUAACAGUGGGCAGGCCUUUAGACCGUCGUCCUCAGAACAAUUUUGGGAUCCCUUUGUGGUCUAGACUGUCAAUAUAUUGGCAUAAGAAAUGGAGACUUCCUUAUAGGUAGCAGUGAAGAAUGUAAAUAGGGAUUCUAAACUCUGAUUUUGUUGUAAAAAUAUGUUCUUUUUUUUUUUUUUUUUAAAAAAAGUAUUGAUCCACAGCAUGUGUUGUUAUUUACUGUUGAUUUAAAAAGGAUCAUCAUUGGUGUAAGUUUGUACAUUUCCAGCUGGACCCAAUAUUCAUUCUAUGUAAUAUAUGGAGGUCAUGCUUGAGCUAGAA